Molecule: messenger RNA, 1233 nt
Organism: Symbiodinium necroappetens
Lineage: Eukaryota; Dinophyceae; Suessiales; Symbiodiniaceae
Source: the annotation of a GenBank genome assembly
AUGGACCAGUCACGAUCCAGACGACAGCUGUGGAUCGAUGCAGAUCCUUCCGGCCUUGUGUGGACAGGCCUCGACUGCGAUGAUGAUCUCGCCAUCUUGGCAGCGCAGGGCCUUGAGGCCACCGGGGAGGCGACCGUGGCAGGCCUGUCCAUCUGUGCAGGCAAUGCGCCGCUGCUGCACACCUGGGAAAACGCGAAGACGCUGCAGUCCGUGGCACAGUUCCACUGGAAUCUUUCGAAAGGUGCAGGUUGGAACACCAUGCAGCCGGCAUGGACCUCCUUACGUCUGUUGGCACGCUGCAUCGACGAGGAGGAGUCCAGCGAUGCUGCCGAGGCCAUCAUCCGCGCCGCUGCGGCCUUGCCAGCUCGCAGCCUCACGGUCUUGUGCCUCGGCCCUCCAAGUAACCUGGCGCGUGCCCUGCGUCGUGCCCCCUGGCUCGCGGAACGCCUCGAGAUGGCGGUGCUCAUGGGCGGCGAGCUCACACAAAGCAGACUGGAUCUGAACUUCAUGACAGACCGGGAAGCUGCUCGUGUCAUCCUGGCUUCGAGCUUGCCGACGAUGCUGGUCCCCAUCCAGACUUGCGCACAGGUGGCCGUGACCCCGGCAUGGUUGCGGCGUCUUGAGGAGUGUCCGCCACGGGCUGUGGCUCAUCGGAUCUUGCCCAAGAUGUGGCUGCAGACCUGGGUCAUGCCCAAGUUGGUUAAUCGCCGGGUGAAGGCUCAGACGCUGCCGGGACGGCCCACAAGCUCUGGGCUGCAAAGCGGCUUCAUCCCCUGGGAUCUCGUGGCCCUGCUGGCCGCAAGUCGCCCGCACCUCUUCAGCUGGGAAUCCUGGGCCGUGGAGCUGCCUUCCUGCGAGCGCAGGGAGCCCUGCGAUGGCACCAUGCGAUCCACCUUGCUGCUCCAUCUCGAUACCGAGAGCAACGCGUCCGACGAUCCCUUUGCCACCUUCGCCCGGACAUCGCCAGCCAACGCUGCUCUCAUCCCGUGGCUUCGAGUCGAGGAAGGCGCGGUUCUGGAGCAGAUGCUGGAGCUGCUCUGCAGUGUUCACGGAUCUGGGCCCGAGACAAGGCUGCAGCUGGGCUUCAUUCCUCAGCUCAGCCUGGCGGCGCUCAUGAUUCUCGCGGCAAUUGUGCUCACGGCACGUGUCUGCGUUUCUCUCUGUACAAGGCUGGUCUCUCGAAUGAGUCCUCCGAGCAGUCACGGCGCAUCAAAGCAGGACAAGAAGGAUUGA